This is a messenger RNA of Bufo bufo (common toad), 5346 nucleotides long. It is a transcript of the gene STRC, whose product is annotated as stereocilin. The record is from RefSeq and is a predicted model, not a curated record. Gene Ontology annotation, cellular component: kinocilium; cell surface; stereocilium tip. Lineage: Eukaryota; Metazoa; Chordata; Amphibia; Anura; Bufonidae. The transcript has 25 exons. Gene Ontology annotation, biological process: cell-matrix adhesion. Bases 1 to 5346 code for a protein of 1781 amino acids.
AUGUCUAAUGUAAAGACAAAACUAAAUGCUACAGAUUUACAAACCUUGCUGGAUAAAAUGGCGCUUAAGUUUGAAUCACUGUGGACUGCACCAGACCAAGCUUCAUCAUUCUUCAUUUCUCCAAAAAUCAAAGUAAAACAAAAUCGCCUGUCUGAAUUCUUACACAAUAUUUCAACCUAUUUGCAGAAUCAAGAACCUCAUGAGCAAGAAGAUGAAAGAUGGGACAAUCUAGUCACACAGUUUCUUCAGGUUCCCAAAGAAAGGUCUUCAGUACUCCCACUUUUCAAGCUUCAGGAUUUUCUUGUCUCGCUGAGAGGAAGUCAAAAUUGGAGCGUUCUCCUAAGCUUCAUACAGAGCAUUUUUAGAUCCAUUAGCAGCAACCAGAAUGCUGCUCAGCUUUUAGGACAGAACUGGGAAAUGCUCAGCAGGCUGCUGGACACACUCUUUCAAGCUUUCCUAAGCCGUACUAUAACUCAGACCAGCACUACACUUCAAGGAGUGUUAUGUGCCCUUAUGGGUCACCGUAACUGUGGUUUUCCCCCUGAACAGUUUGCAAGGCUCUUGGUGCCAUUUGAGGCCAAUAACUGGAAGCCAGUAGUAAAUGUGCAGUCUGGGAGUUCUGUUCCACCACAUGGGAGUUAUAGACCUUUUAGCAUGCUAGUUCAAUCCUUAAAAGACAAAAAUUCCACCUCUAGUAGGCCGAGUCCUGGGUCAGCAAAAGAGGAAGUUCAAAAUGUCUUAGAAAUAUUAUAUCGUUCCAGGGAAAAGGAAAAAGAAACCAAAACUGCUGAUUUAGACAGUGCGGCAGAGGAUGUUGUUUGGGAAGUAUUAGAAGAACUGCGCUACAGUCUCAUGAAGAGGAUGGAGAGGUCUGUAUAUGACAACUUGAAUAGGAAAGUGUCCCGAAUGGCAGGGACACUGAUGCAUAGAGUGUCUUCAGUAAUUGGGAUACCACAUGCUGAUCAGAAUGGAAGAUGCUCAGUUGGGAACCUGCAACAGCUACUCUUGUGGGGCAUAAAACACAAUAUUACUUGGAAUACGCAGUAUCUCGGAUUCACAUCAACAAGCUUCCCAUCAACUCCUCCAAUCCUGACAUGCAGUAAGCCUGCUGGGACAAUUUUGGCUGCAGCACAUAACAUUACGAAGCGGUCGCAGACUGAGUUUUGGGAAGAGUCACAAUCUUAUACUGAAGUAUUAGAGGCUGUAUGCAAUGACACAAUCCCCGGGCUACCUGGUGUCUCCAACUUCACAGUGUUUCUGUAUUGUAAUGUCUAUAAUGCCACAGGAUACUCUGUAGACACAUCGUAUGAUCUACAGGCCGCCUGCUCCGAUGCUGCCUGGUACCUAACAUUCAUGGAAGAAGAAUCUUUUUGGGUAUGGGUGUGCAAGGAAUAUUUCCCACUUGAAUUUAACAUCACUGUUUGCAACAACACAUCAUUUCCUGCACACAACCAAGAAUCGACAUUAAUGACUGACCUAUGCACUAAGGUGUACAACAGCUCCGAGAUGAUCAGGGAACUGAGGAACACCAUCCGGUGUUCAGACGUUUGGCAGGGAAUGUCCAUAAACUCCAAGGCUUUGAAAACAUGUCUAUUUGAGAAUAAAACUAUCUUGAUGGAGAAACUAUGCAGUAAUGAUUCCUUAUCUGGCAUGCCGGAAGACAGCAGAGCAUGGUUGUCCAGACUUUGUAAUAGACAGAUGGUAAAAACAAAGACACUCAAUAUAACUAGCUCUUCUUGCAAUUACAAGACAUGGGAUAGCAACACUUUCAGCAAUGGUACUUUGGUGGAAGAAUGUAAGGGGAUAAAUAUUCAAGAUUUUUCAGAUCUUGUGUGUAGAAACGCCUCUCUGUAUUUUGCCUUGAAAUCAGUUCAUCCUUGGGUUGUUGACCAUUGUUGGAAAAACAUUUCAUUAGAUGGCAAAUGUUUCCUUCAGAAACUUGCAGAUGUUCUCCCACUGUCUUCAAGCUUUGAUUCCUCACAGUUAUGCAGAAAUCCUAUUUCCUACAUCAUCGGCCUGGUUUCUCAACUCUCCCAGUGUGACAGUGAAUCCUAUGGCUGGGCUUCAAAUGUACAGUAUCUACUUAAGGUGCUGGAUUUUCUCUUCUCUCACUCAGGCUCGGAUCAGAUAGGUAAGGAAACAAGGGAUAGACUUGGAGAAGCCAUUCUUCUCUCUAGCCUGCUGGAUAAUAGCUCUUUCUGGACUUCUUUCAAGAUGAACUCCUCAGUGAGCAUCCUGCAUACUGUGGAAUUGUACCUAGAGAAAGAGAGCAGUGGAUCUGACAAGGAAGAUCUCCUUAGCUGCUUUAGUCCUGUGCUAUGGGACCUCAUCCAGAAGGAGGAAAAUGGCACAGCAUUUGAAAUUCUCCUCCAGGAAUAUCUGCAGAUGCCUAGAGAAGGUUUCCAGAAGGUGCUGUUAUCAGCAGAAAAUGAUGCAGUGGAACGUUUUAUCUCAUUAAUGCACCGAUCAUGGCCAAGAAUUCAGAUAACUCCUGAUGAGAAGGGUUUGGAGACCUUAACUUCAAUGGUGAUUCAGAAGUUACCACUCUUAACACCUCGGAUUUUCGUAGACCUUUCCCAGUUCAUUCCCUUCAUGUCCAUAUCUGACAUUGUGAGCUUCCCAAUAUCUCUUUUAGCCAACCAGAGUGUAUUAGAUGCAAUAAAAAUCCACAGUCAAGAAAUGAAAGUUGCUCAGAAGCGCGUUUUUGCUAAACAUUUCCUGCAAGCUGACAUGUUCGGUGAUGUCCCAUCAUGGCCACCACACUUUCUGCUGUCUACUCAACCACUUCUCCCGUACCUGCCAUUUUGCCACUUUGUACAGCUCAGCUCUGAUCAGAUUAAAUUGCUGGCAGAUGGCUGGAAAGAUGUGAACCUGGGGAUGAUACAAGGCCGUUUUGUGGCACAGAGCCUUAUGAACUCAAGCCAAGAUAUAGACAAAGUACAGAGGCUUGGUCAUCUCAUUUGUUACCUGACAUAUGAAGAUAUGCAACAGUUUCAGCCCUUCCACUACCCAUUAGGAACAGUGGAGAAGAAGCUGCUUGAAUGUGUUUCACAGGGGAGACUAUCCCACCGUGGACGACUGGCUUACUCCUUAGUGAGUCUACUGAAAAGGGUGAAUUUACAGGCACUGGACUUCAAUGAGUUGACCAGAUGGAGAAGUCUCCUACCUGAAAUGGGAGUCACAUUCUUCCAGUCUCUUCCAAGGAAUAAUGUUGCCUCUCUACUUCCUAAACUACAAGCAUCUGACCUUUCUACUGCCCAGGUUGCAGAGCAGGUGAUUUGUGAACUGCACUCCCUGCUUCCUGUCCUCAGCCCAGAGCACUUGCGCUCUCUCUCCACCAGUGUAUUGGCCAAAGCUUGCCGAUGUCUACAUACUUCUUUGUCUCUGUUGACGGCUGCUCAGAAAGCUGCCUUAAUGCAGUCAUUAAGGAGACAUAUCCAAGAUGUUGAACUCUGGCCUGAGCAGUUCUCCUGUCUUCUUCCCUUUGCGCCAUUGAAGCUCUUGCACUUGGACACACAGAUACUACUGCGGAACAUGAGCCUGUAUGGAGAAGUUGCUUGGAUGCCACAGCAGACUCAGUUCCUUUGGAGGAAGAUUCAGGCUGGUGCAAAUCUGACCAAGAAUACAAUCCUCAGCCUUGGAACCCUGGCUAAUGGAAUUGAAUGUGACAAUCUGCAGCAACUAAACACCCUGUCAGAAAUCAGAGAUGUGGUUAAGAUUCUUCAAGGGAUCCCUAGUGGACUGCGGAAAAGUCUUAGGAAGUGCAUCUUAGAGGAAAUUCAAAAGCGUCUUGAACUUUCCUGGGAAGACACGGGCUGGAUGGGGCCUGAAUUUAUCACUGAUCUUCCAGUAAAACUGAUUGAUAUACUUUCUAAUGAAUCAGUAAAACUGUUCCUGGAACAUGCUUAUAAGUACCCAAAAAGUUUCAUGGAGUUACCAUCUCAUAAGAAGUCUAUACUAGCUUUGAGAGCUCUUCAUAUCUUGCAUAUCCCAAUAUAUGGAGAGAUAACUUCACAAGACCUGGAUCUCUUGGGACCUUUAGUUGGGUUUAUUGGAGUAGAGGACAUUUCCCGAAUCAAUAGGAAACAUUUACUGUUCCACUUGGAAGAGCUGAAGUCAUACUGUCUGUCUGAAGAAUUCAUUGGACUCCUUGGACAGAUAUUAAUUGAAGACGAUCUGCUGGGGCACCCAACUCAUUGGACACAAACACAUAUACAACAGCUGGGAAGACUGAUCUUCUAUUUAACACCAGAAAGCAUUCAUUUUGUGCCCAAGGAUGUGUUGGGAAAAGAUACUUUGGAAUGGCUGCUGGAGAGUCAGAGAGAAUGGGAAGACAGUGAGAUUGGAAAGAUCUGUACCACAAAAAACUCUUAUGUUCAGGGGCAAACAAGGAGGAACAAAAUAUUCUUGGCCUCUUCUCUGACUAAAAGUGGUUUUAGAGGCAUUCGAGAGCCUAUUCCCAAAUGUGUUGACAUAAGGGUAACGUUCCCAUCGGCCUGGAGCCCCUCUCAGAUUACUGGCAUGUCUUUGUCAGAAUUUGAAGGCUGUUUGGGCCUUAUCACUCAAGAUUUGAGUUUUUCAGUUGAUCAAGCAAAAGCUGCUCUAGCAAAAGCAAAACAGGUGUUGGGUCCAGUUAAGGCUAUGAGUUCGGCUCAGAUUCUUCAGCUUGGUCACCUUGUCUCUUACAUGACUGAGAAAGACCUGAAUGAGAUCAAUAUAUCAGACUGGGGAGUUGUCUCUUUUAUGGGCAGGAUGGAAAAGUGGACUUGGAAACAGAUGAAAACAUUGGCAUUUAGUGUUCUUCGUCAGAACAAGAAAAGCUCAUCAGACCUGGAUCUUAUGGAGCUGACAGCUCUUGGACAUCUAAUCUGCGGCCUUGGAGUAGAGGAGUUAAAGAAAAUAAAUCCACAAGAGUUCAGCCAGGCAGCCGUGUUCAUCGGCACCCUAAAACUGAAAUGUAAUGAGGCUCAGAUGGAGACUUUGGCGGAACUCCUAACAUACAAUUCAGCAUUUGGUUUAGUUAGCAGAUGGGGUCCUGAGAUCUUCACCGAGAUUGGUACUCUUGCAGCUGGCCUCCCGGACAUCGUCCUUUCAUCUUUAAUAAGAGAUCAGAUUCAAGGAAUAACACCUGAUGCAAUCUCUCUUACUUCAGCACCCAAGUUUGCUGUUGUCUUCAGUCCAGCUCAGCUCUCCUGCUUUACCAGUGACCAGGCCAUAGCAGUCACUACUGAACAGUAUGAGCAUCUCAGCUAUCAACAACGGCAGGCCCUCUUUAGUGCUCAGUAUGAUGGGGACAUUCAUCAGGAUCCGCGAGGUACUAUUCUUAUUAAUACAUAUUGGACAUAA